Anoplopoma fimbria (sablefish) is the source of this 1216-nucleotide messenger RNA. It is a transcript of the gene txndc15, whose product is annotated as thioredoxin domain containing 15. The transcript is spliced from 6 exons. Gene Ontology annotation, biological process: cilium assembly. Gene Ontology annotation, cellular component: cilium. Lineage: Eukaryota; Metazoa; Chordata; Actinopteri; Perciformes; Anoplopomatidae. The record is from RefSeq and is a predicted model, not a curated record. The coding region runs from base 100 to 1140 and encodes 346 amino acids.
AACAUUCUUUCCUACCAGACGAAAACAUCACAUCUCAGCAUGUCGUGAUAGAUCUCUCUCUUUACAUCCAGCUAAAUUUGAAACAUAAUUAAAUAAAACAUGACGUGGAUUUUGAAUAAACUCCACAUCCUGUUUGUUUUGUUAUUUGUGUUGUUUCACUGUGAUGUUUUGAAUGCACAAGAGAAUGAUGAGUCCCUGGAGCUCAUGCUGUCAGAGGACGCAGUGUCCGAUAUGGAGAACAGCCCCAAGUUUGUGGAGGUAGAAGACCUGGACUCGCUGCCUAAGAGGCAGUUCAAGACGGCUGAGAUCGCAGAUGCUGUGAUGGGAACCGAAGCCCCCAUCGACCCGUCUGACAUCGAGUCCCUGUUCCCCAAAAAUGUGAAAGACUUCCAGACGGGCUUCUCCCCUCCUUGUGGUGAGAACAGUGACCAGUGUGAUUCACCUGCUGUGGCAGCUGAAGGAGCGUCAAUGGAGGACAACAGUGACGAAUCAUCACAGCAGAUCACUCUCGACAUAGUGCGUGCCGACGUCCCGCAGUCUGAGGAGCAGAACGCCACGGAGACCGCCAAGACGUACAAGGUGAACUGCGAUAAGAGGAACAUCACAGGAAUUGACAGUUUCACCGUGCAGGUCCUCAAUGCGUCACAGGACCUGAUGGAUUUCCUGAAUGCUAACGGCACUGAGUGCUCCGUAGUGCUGUUCUUCACCUCCUGGUGCCAGUUCUCAGCCAGCCUGGCACCUCACUUCAACGCCCUGCCCCGAGUCUUUCCCAGCAUGCACUUCCUCGCACUGGAUGCCUCGCAGCACAGCAGCCUCUCCACGAGGUUCGGGACCGUGGCCGUGCCCAACAUCCUGCUGUUCCAGGGGGCCAAACCCAUGGCUCGCUUCAACCACACCGACAGAACGCUGGAGACGCUCACCUCCUUCAUCGGCAACCAGACGGGUUUUGAAGUCGGCCCCGACAAAAACGUGACCGACACAGACCGCCUCGGCCCCCUCCUCAGCGUCCCGGUGAAGAGCAUCGAUUGGCUGCUGGUCUUCUCCAUCCUCUUCAUCACAGGCUUCAUCACGUACGCCAUCCUGCGGACAGACAGCAUCCGCUGGCUCAUACCGGGACAGGAGCACGAGCAUCAGGACUGAAAAACACAGCCGGACCGCAAGUCACUGGAUGUAAAAGAUUAUUUGAUAAAGCAUUUCAUUUUUUUUUUUUUUUUUU